UGCCAUGGGCGCAUGGCUCUUUCUGGCCGCGGCCGCGGCUUGGAGCGCGGCGUCGCAGGAUACCACGGCGCCGGUGCUACAAAUCGAGGAUGUCCAGCCCUUCAUCUUCCACGUGCUCGUCACAGUGCGGCUCAACGAGGCGGGGUCCGUGUACUGCGGAGCGGUGAAGACGUUGAGCAGCUACACGCCCUCGAUUUCGCAGAUGAAGACGGGCAGUAGCUUGGAUGGUCACGACUCUGCCGCGGUGACAGCGAACGCCUACGUCAACUUGGCCGUCGGCGUCUUGGAGCCCGCCACGCUCUACGAUGUGUUCUGUUAUGCUGAGGAUCUCUUUGUGAAUGGCUUCACCCUGUCGCAGAUUGCGUCCACGAAGAACAGCAUUGCCACGGCCAGCGGGGGCGACUACGUGGCCCCCACCUUCAGCUGGGUUUUGCCGGCCAGCGUGUCCGAAAGCAACGCUGUGACGGUGUACUUCCAGCUGAACGAGGAUGGCACUGUCUGGUGUGUGGCCAAGGAAGACGCAGGACUGGGCACUACGACGCCCACCUCAGGGGAGAUUCUCCUGAACUCGAAGAACGUGGAUUCCUGGGGCACCCAAACCGUGGAAGCCGCCUUGAGCCAUAAGGCAUCCAUCAAGCUGGACGGGCUCAGGGAGGGAACGACCUACGACGUCUACUGCUUCGCCGAGGACACCGCUGGGAAUUUCCUGGACGGCACGCCGGCCUACGCGGCAGAUCCAGCUGGUCUUCAUCGCCUCCCGGCUCCUGGUGACCGCCCCGAGCGCCGCCCAGUUUUCGGUGAAGCCCGCUGCCUGGAACGCCGCGCUGCCGGUGUGCGGGUCCAACGGCCGCUGCGAAGGUGA
Molecule: messenger RNA, 862 nt
Organism: Effrenium voratum
Lineage: Eukaryota; Dinophyceae; Suessiales; Symbiodiniaceae
Source: the annotation of a GenBank genome assembly